CUGGAAGUUUCCGGAGAUCCAAUGAAACCUGUGCUCAUGCCGGAAGACGCCAACCCGGAUAACCAUAUUGUGGGAGGUUCGUAUCUGGACAUUCUCAAUUUCUCCAAUAAGGACAUCGCCUACCAGCUCACACUCAUCGAAUUGGCAGGGUUCCAGUGUAUACCGGUGAGGAAGCGCAUAAACUGUUGUUAG
Sphaeroforma arctica JP610 is the source of this 192-nucleotide messenger RNA. RefSeq lists its product as hypothetical. The record is from RefSeq and is a predicted model, not a curated record. The transcript has a single exon. Lineage: Eukaryota; Ichthyosporea; Ichthyophonida.